CACAAUUGAAUGGGUAUAUAAAUAUGUUUAGCACAACUUGGGAUACUGAGGCAGCAAAGUAGAAAAAAAGCCUGGGUUUAAAAUGGUCCAGAUGAGUGAAAAGUAGCCUAUUACCAUAAAUCAAAAAAAAAAAAGAGUUAAAUUAACUACUGUAAGCAAUCUCACAUUAUUUCCCCUGUUCCCAAACACGCACAACUAUGACAUUCUCCAACAGAUUCAGACUUCUAAUAUGUUCGAGUCUUAGUUUAUGGCACAAGGUUGUUCCCUAUCCCGCAGUAGAGGGGUGUUCACCUGGUUGACCUCACGCUUUGCAGCUUUAACUUAUUCUCUAGCGGUUUAGCGUGGUAGGCCUACUGCAGACCGUGAAUCCUCGACGGUCGAGGGAGGGCGCUAACAAAUAAAGGCAGUCAGCGCAGCUUGCGCGAGGCUCUGAGGAAAGGGCCGAACGCUGGGAACAAUUAAAGAGAUUCAAUUGAAUUCAACAAUUCAGGAGAUUACAACCAACUACCAGUAAACCUCACUCCAGUCUAAUGACAUAACCAUGGCAGCCGAACAAUGUUCGCAACUUGAAGCCGAAUUGUAUUACCUGAUCGCCAGAUUUCUCCAUUCGGGACCGUGCAAAAAAUCUGCAAGGAUCCUGGUGGAGGAACUGGAAGAGUAUGAGUUGGUCCCGAAACGGUGGAGUUGGGAUGGGAAACAAUAUAAGCGAAACUUCGAUGACUGGGUGGCACUGAACCAGCAUAUCCCUGCAGAUUAUCUGCUGCGCGUGUGUAAACAGGUGGGACCACUGAUUGACCAGCAUGUUCCACCAAGUGUUCCUGGAGUCUGCACCUUACUGGGCACUGGAAAACAAUCUCUUCUCCGCACCACAAAAGAUUGUAACACGGUAUGGAGCAGUUCCACGGUGGCGGCUCUACACAGGGGACGGCCACCAGAACCUCCAGUCAGUGUGGAGAGGCCGCCCAACAUCGCAUCUAUCAUGGGUGCUCGCCAGACUGCAGGCGUUGCUCGUUUUGGGCACGCCUUCCCUGUCUCGACCUAUCAGCACAUGAAGAUGCACCGGCGAAUUCUGGGUCAUCUCUCCUCAGUUUAUUGUGUGACGUUUGAUCGCACUGGACGACGCAUCUUCACUGGUUCUGACGACUGUCUGGUGAAGAUCUGGGCGACAGACGACGGCCGUCUCCUAGCAACUCUCCGUGGCCACGCGGCGGAAAUUUCGGACAUGACGGUCAACCACGAGAACACUCUCAUUGCCUCAGCCAGCUGUGACAAAAUCAUCCGCGUGUGGUGUCUGAGGACCUGCGCUCCCAUCACCGUCCUCCAGGGCCACGCCGCCUCCAUCACAUCCAUACAGUUCUCCCCGGCAGUCACAGGCUCUGCUCGAGUGCUGGCCUCCACCGGUGCGGAUGGCAUGGUGUGUUUCUGGCAGUGGAACGCCCUCACCAUGAAGUUCAAUGACCGUCCAGUGAAGUUCAUUGAGCGUUCACGCCCAGGUGUCCAGAUCUCUUGCUGUUCCUUCAGUUGCGGUGGGAUGUUCCUGGCCACGGGGAGCACAGAUCAUGUGAUCAGAGUGUACUACUUAGGCUCUGAAACACCCAUGAAGCUCUCUGAGCUAGAUGCUCACACGGAUAAAGUCCUCGCCGUGCAGUUCUGCAACAACAGCGAUGGCCUUAGGUUUGUGAGUGGUAGCCGUGAUGGCACAGCUCGGAUCUGGCAGUACCAGCAGCAGGAGUGGAAGAGCAUCUGCUUGGACAUGAGUGCCCGUCUGCCAGGGAGUACAGUGGUGUCAGGAGAGGACAAGACGACCAAACUGGUUGUUACAAUGGUUGCCUGGGACCGCAGUGACCGAAUGGUUGUCACUGCUGUUUCUAACUGCCUGCUGAAAGUGUGGAAUUCCAACAGUGGCCAACUGCUACACGUGUUGUCGGGUCAUGAUGACGAGGUGUUUGUGUUGGAAGCCCACCCGUUCGACUGGCGGAUCAUGCUCUCUGCUGGGCACGAUGGGAACAUCUUUGUCUGGGACCUCAGCAGAGGAACCAAGAUCCGAAACUUCUUUAACAUGAUUGAGGGACAAGGCCAUGGUGCUGUCUUUGACUGCAAGUUCUCAGCUGAUGGUCAACACUUUGCCUGCACAGAUUCUCACGGUCACGUGCUCAUAUUUGGUUUCGGAUGCAGUAGGCCGUAUGAGAAGAUUCCCGACCAGAUGUUUUUCCACACGGAUUUCCGUCCGCUGAUCCGGGACACGAAUAACUACGUGUUAGAUGAGCAGACCCAGCAGGCCCCUCACCUCAUGCCCCCCCCCUUCCUGGUGGAUGUCGACGGGAACCCCCACCCCACCCUCUUCCAGAGGCUGGUCCCGGGAAGAGAAAACUGCAAAGAGGAGCAGCUCGUCCCCCAGCUGGGCUACAUGGCUAACGGUGAUGGGGAGGUGGUUGAACAGGUGAUUGGCCAGCAGACGUCAGAGGAGGAGCAGGAGGAGAGUCCCCUGGAUGACCUGAUCAGACAGCUGCAGCAGCAGCAGGACGGCCAGCCCAACCCCGCCCAAAUGCUGGAAGGUGCUGAGGGUGGAGAGGGUCUCCCAUCGCCCCCCAAUGUGGGACUCCGGCGGAGCGGGCAGGUGGAGGGCGUGCGGCAGAUGCACCUCAACGCCCCCCGCAGUCAGAUGGCCACCGAGAGAGACCUGCUGGCCUGGAGCAGGAGGGUGAUGGUCAGCGAGGUCCCAACCAGCGUGCUCAGGGGGAUGGCGCAGAGCAGGCACGCCAAAGGAGAGUGCGAGCGCACCUUAUACCACAUGGAGAAUAGGAGGAAACCUGUACAGAGUGCCACACGAGCGGAGCCAGAGUACAUGUCGUUGCGCUCGCUACGGAGGACCCAGCGCAAGAAGAAGCAGGAGCAGCGGCACUCCUACCAAACCCGCUCCGCACGGGAGCGCCGUGCACUACGCCGCAGCUCCGUCCUCGGAUCACCGCACGGGUCCGACUCGGACAGCGAGGCAGAGCAGAUGGAAGAGGAGCAGGUGGAUGCCAGUGAUGCUUCGUCAGAUGGAGAAGCUCGUUGGAAGAGUGACAGCAGCUCCAGUGACUCGUCAAGCGAGUACUCUGAUUGGACAGCUGAUGCGGGGAUCAACCUCCAGCCUCCGAAGCGGUCCACCAGGCGGCUGGUUCGUGCCCCAGAAAGCAGCAGCUCCGAGAAUGAAGCAGAUGCUCAGGGCGAGGGUGAAGAGGAGGAGGAGGAGAAGAAGAAAAAGAAAGAGGCGGAAAAGAAGAAGAAACAAAAACAACCUAAACAAAAGCCCGGGUCUGGCAGUUCAGCUGCGGAGUGGACCCCUCCAUCCUGGAUCACAGACACCAUGCCCCGCCGCCUGCCUUUCGUGCCUCAGAUGGGAGAUGAGCUCAUCUACUUCCGUCAAGGUCACGAGGCGUACGUACGUGCAGUACGUAGGGCCAAAGCCUACAACAUCAACCAUCUGAAGCAGCCGUGGAACAAACUGGAUCUCAGGGAUCAAGAGGUGGUGAAGGUGAUUGGUAUUAAAUAUGAGGUGGGCCCGCCCACUCUCUGCUGCCUGAAACUGGCCUUCCUCGACGCACUCUCAGGGAAGAUGACUAACGAGUCCUUCAUUCUAAAGUAUCAUGACAUGCCUGAUGUCAUUGACUUUUUGGUGCUACAGCAGUUUUACAACGAGGCAAAAGAACGCAACUGGCAGCCUGAGUCCAGGUUCCGGAGCAUCAUAGACGACGCGUGGUGGUUUGGGUCGGUGGAAAGCCAUCAGCCGCUCGAACCAGAGUACCCGGAUAGCCUUUUCCAGUGCUAUGACAUCAGGUGGGACAAUGGAGAGACGGAGAAAAUGAGUCCGUGGGAUCUGGAGCCGAUCCCUGAAGAAGCGGAGAUCCCCGAGGAUUUUGGAGAUUGUGUCCAAGUGACGGAGGCGGAGUUUCAGUCUCUCCUGUACAAGCCCCAGGAAGGAGAGUGGGCGGCACAAACGCGCGAUGAGGACUGUGAGCGGGUGAUCCAAGCCAUCGACCAGCUGCUCUCUUUGGAUGUGGCGAAGGAGUUCAAAAGCCCUGUGGAUCUGAGGGAUUACCCACUCUACUGCUCCGUGGUGUCCUACCCUACUGACCUCAGCACUAUUCGACAGCGCCUCCGGAACCGCUUCUACAGGAGAAUUUCUGCUCUCAUGUGGGAAGUGCGUUACAUCGAGCACAACGCGCGCAUCUUCAACGAGCCACAGAGUCCCAUCGUCACUGCCGCCAAGGCAGUCACUGACGUGCUGCUGCGCUUCAUCGGGGAUCAGAGCUGUGUAGACAUAGUAGAGCUUCACCACAGGUUGAAGACAGAGCUCAGCAGUGUUGAAGAUGAGAAUGAUGUUGACUCCGACACCCCAGGGACAUCAACUGGUCAGCAAAAGCGAGGGGUAGUGCUGGACAUCAAUGCGUGGAAGGUACCCUGUAAAGAUCUCCUGCGCAGGAUGAUUGACAGCCCCGAUUCCGAGCCGUUCCGACAGCCCGUUGACCUCUUUGAGUAUCCGGAUUAUCGGGGUAUUAUUGACACUCCAAUGGAUUUAGGAACCGUGUUAGAGACACUAUCUGGAGAAAACUAUGAAAAUCCUUCAGAGUUUGCCAAAGACAUCCGUCUGAUUUUCAGUAAUUCCAAGGCAUACACUCCAAACAAAAAGUCAAGGAUUUUCAGUAUGACUCUGAGUCUGUCCGCAUUCUUCGAGAGGCAGAUCAUCGCCAUAAUCUCAGAUUUUAAAUCUGCAGUACAAAGCCAAAGGAGGACUCACCAGAGAAUGAACAACAGCAAAAGGUUACAGGACUCUCCACCAGUCAGCCCCAAAGGGAAAAACAAGUCCGGGAAGAAACCAAAAACCCAGCAGAGAUCCAGAAGCCGCACACGCAAAGUUUCACAAGCUUCAGAAUCCCAAGAAAUUACAGUGGAUGAAGACAGUCAACCCUCAACUUCAACUUCAUCUUCCUCCUCAUCAUCCUCCUCCUCAGGGCAACUAGGAGCCAACAGAUUAAUGCGCAGCCGAGCUUUACCUUCCAAAACCUCUGAACUAUGUAAUGGGCCAACAGUCAACGGCAGCCGUCAGUCACACAGACGAGGCACUUCGCGCACCGCCACAAAAGAAAUGCCUGCAUCUGUAAGUUCGUCGUCAUCUUCCUCGUCAUCAUCGUCUUCCUCCUCUUCGUCAUCUUCGUCCUCUUCCUCCUCAUCAGAGAGCGGAGACAGCGACGUGGAGGUGGGGCAGUUCUUGGAUGGCGGCGACCACGACUACAGUAAAGCGCCAUGCCUUUCCCAUAGGGACAAGGGUAAGGUAGCCACCGUCGCUAAGAGAAAACUGAAGGGAGGCGAAGCAGAGGGCCAGGCGAAAAGACUGCGGAGAGAUGAAAAGGUCGAGCCGCCAGAAGAGGAGGAGGAGGAGGAGGAGGAAGAGGAGGAGGAAGUGGAAGUGGAGGAGGAAGUGGAGGUUGAGGAACAGUCCGAAGAGGAGGAAUUGGAGGAGGAGGAGGAGCAGGAAGAAGAGGAAGAGGAGAGAGACGAGGAAGAGGAGAAGGAAGACGACGACGAGGAGGAGGGGGAAGAGGGCGAGGAGGGGGAGCAGAGAGGAGAGGCACCGCCACGGACGGCUGCAGGCCUGAGGUCAAGCCAGCGAGCAGCGAAACUGGCCCGGGUCAACACGCGUAACCAGGGCCGACGGACUGUCCUGUACAACGACGAAUCUGAAGAGGAGGGGGCCGCGGCAGACCCGCUCAACCUGGGCAUGUCCCGGUCAGGCCGCGUGCGGCGCAUGACGGAGCGGGCCCGGGUCAGUCACCUCAUGGGCUGGACGCACUGACCUCAGGAGCUCAGUGCCCCGGCCCUCCCAUCAGACUCACUCAAACCAAUACUGCAGGGAUUUUGACUUUUAUCAUUUUUAUUAUGUUUUAAAAGAUUUUGUAUAGUUUAUUUUUUUAUUGUAAUUUUUUAUUUUUUUUUAUUUUGAUUUGUUUAGGAGUGUAUGUUUACGAACAGUGGUGCGCUUUCUAUCUCUCCAUCUCUUUCUCCCCUCCUCUUCCUCUCCCCUCCACUUCUCUCUCUCUCUCUCUGUUCUUUUACUCUUUAUCUCUCUUUCAAAUCCCUCUCUCUCUCCUCCCCUCCUAUCUUUUUCUCUUCACGUCUGUUUGUCUGUGUGCGUGUCGUACUUCCAAGGAAGCCUCUUGGUAACAAUCUUUCCAAUAAUCAACCACCUCAGCCUUACUCUGCUCCAGGGCCUUAAAUGAUCUCACUCGCAUUACAUCCCCUCUCCUCAGCUCUUCCUCCUCUCCCUGUCCCUCACAGACACUGGCUAGCUGUGGAGACCCAACAUGGUGCUGUUCCAUUCACUCUCAAAUCAAUACAGUACAUUAACUUUCACCGUACAGUUUGAGAGCCCCUCAUGUGGAGAUGGUGCUGCUUUCUUUUCCCCUCCACUGGACAGUCUGUUCUCCGAGUCCUUGAUGAAAGACCCCCUCUUGCCCUGUAGUCACCAGGGGCUUGUACAUCUUCGAGGUACCUAAUAGGAGAUGGGUAGGCGCAUGUGCUAAGGGCUGCAGUCUGCUGGUUUGCCUCUGGCUUGGUUUGGAGCUGUAAACUAAUGGGGAGCGCUGCCCCAAUCUCUCUGUCUCUUCUCUCUUUCUCUCUCUUUCCACACACCAUACUGAAGACUGUUUUGAGACCACCACAAAAAUAUUUAUAUUUUUUACACUGUUUUAUGAUGGACUUUGCGGUUGCUUCCUAAUAGUAGUACACAUUUUGCACAUGGUAAGAAAUGUCUUAAGGCAGCUGAUCGGUGGAUGCGUGGAUGCGUGGGAUUCCAUCGACCAGCUUCGUGCUUCCUCAUUGGUCGAGAUUCAUCUGUUCAACCACAAGCCAUCUGAAGAGCAAAGACUUUCUGACGGUGAUCAACUAUAGCCUGUUUAGCUGGGAGCUUUACUUUCUGCCUCCAGCGAUUCCAAGAACAAUCAUCUAUGGUGCCAAUCUCUGGACUCUGGUGUGAUUUUUGAUCUGAACUGUAGCCUGAUUGGUAGUGUGCAGUGGGUUGAUUGGGUAGACAUUUUCUUGUGUUUUUUUUUUGUUCCUCUGUGGUCUUGAUUAAGGCCUCACACCAGAUGCACAGAACCUGCUCUGAAGAGAGGAUGAAGGGUUGAACUGUUCUGGUAUUGUAGCAAGUGUCGCCUCGAGCAGAUAACGGGUUUUUACUAAUGUCAUCUCUUUACACACGUGUCUUUCAUAUGUCUCUUAAAUGUACACUCUCCAAGCGCCUGUCUUGAUUUUGUACGUUGCAAAUGAUCUAUUUCCAUCAGCUCCUCCCGAGUUUUCACAUUACCUCCUCUCUUCCUCCAUGGGUGGGAGGCUUGGGACUCCACCAAAUGUCAAUCCAUUCAAAUGGAGCACAAAUGUAUGAACAUCCAAUCAGCAUUAAUGUGAAAUUUACGUUUCCAGUCUCUUUUUCAGGGACUCUGUGUUAAUAGACUGAGUGGUACAAGAGCCACUGUUAAUAUGAUGAUGAUGAUGAUGAUGUUUUAUAGGUGUAAUAAGCUCAUGUGACUUGUCUUUUUUUUUUUCUACACAGUUUUGGUUGUGUUUUUAUUUUGAUUAAAGUAUACAAGAAUAACUUUA
Messenger RNA from Clupea harengus (Atlantic herring), 7638 nucleotides. RefSeq names its product bromodomain and WD repeat domain containing 3 (gene brwd3). Gene Ontology annotation, biological process: cytoskeleton organization; regulation of transcription by RNA polymerase II; regulation of cell shape. The record is from RefSeq and is a predicted model, not a curated record. Gene Ontology annotation, molecular function: protein binding. Gene Ontology annotation, cellular component: nucleus. NCBI's taxonomy places the organism in Eukaryota, Metazoa, Chordata, Actinopteri, Clupeiformes, Clupeidae.